GAAAUCUGCCUACGACCUACACGCCUGCAGCUCUUGUGUGUACUGCAAAUGUAUGCAAAUGAAAAUAUUUGUUUUGUGGCGAAAAUUUUGGCACAUAUUCGUAUUUUAUUUGUGUUGUGAUUCUACUUCAGUUUGUUACUUGGGAUUCAUAAGAAGUUAUAAAAUUGUUUUCUGGGUGAACGAAUGAUUAUUCGAAGUUUAUGCAAUCCAAAAGCCUCCCAAAAUGUCUCUGUGUAGUGGACAUACACUUACUCCAUCGAUUUUGAAAAAAUCUUCAACAAUUCAAGAAAGGAUACAGUCUACGCCUAAAAGUACCACGAAGGUUCGAUUCGUAUUGCCUCAUUCACAAAAUGUUCGUAAAAUUUUGCGAGACUUUUUGAAACAUAACAACACAAAAGAUUAUCAACACUUGAUUUGUUUGAUUCGUGAUUCAGAAUUAACAGAUGAUGAUUUGAGUUCUCUAUUGAAAGAAUGUACUGAAUGUAUUUCUUUGAUGAACAAUGAUUUAAGGCUUUUCACUGAAGUGCUGCUUACUAUACAAUGGGCUAAUCGAGAUAUAAAAUUGGUAAAGGAAUAUCAAUCUUUCUUGAAUAAUUUGUUGGUAGCACAUACAUAUCAUGCUAAAAUUGUUAUUGAUAAUUUGGUUUCGUUAUUCCUACAAAAUUCAAAUGAAGUAUGGGAAAAUGGAGAACCUACUCAUGAAGAUGAUAAGAAAUUUUCAAACGUUCACAAAGUACUCAAAACUCUUUUUAGGAUUGUACCCAUGUGUAUGGAUAUGAUGGUGGAUGCAUUACAACGCCACUAUCCGUACUUCAGGAGAGGAGUUCAUGUUAAUGAUUGUUAUCUGUAUAAUCUCUUGAAGGUGUUAGAUUAUGCACCAAGUCUUAAAGCUGAAAUUCUAGAUCUAAUUUUCUUGAGAUUAGUGAACAUGGAUGUUGGUGUUCCUAGGGAUCUGAUAGAGAAAGUGUACUCGGAUGUAGAUGAAGACAUAGUUUUAUUGGAUGAAGGCAAGUCUUGCUCAAAUAAUAAUCUGGUGUCACCUGAUAAAGUUGUCGUUGAGACUCUGGAUAUAUGUUUGAGAAGAAUUUUCAGAUUUAUUCACAAAGUGUGUCAUAAUCCUGAAACUGGAGAUUUCGCUUGGAAUGAAACUAAAGAAUUCUACAAAAAUACCCUAAAAAUAUUUGAUGGAAUUGUUUUGCCCACAUACAAUUGUCAUCAUAUACAGUUUUGUUGGUUCCUGUUGUUCAGCUUCAAGCCCUGUUUAGCAGAAAUAUUCAUAGAUCAUCUAUGGCAAAAAGUAACGGAUCCUAGUAUUUCUCCUGUUCUCAGACAAACAUCUGUACAAUACAUAGCCAGUUUAGUAGCCAGAGCAUCAUAUGUUAAUUUGAGGCUCCUCAAAAAUGUUCUUCAGCAACUGUCCUCCUGGAUCCACUCUUACAUAAAUGCGCAGGAUGACGUAGAGUGCGUGAAUUGGAAUCUCAAAGUACAUUCAGUCUUUUAUAGUACUUGUCAGGCAUUAUUUUAUGUUACAUUUUUUAGGCAUAAGGAAAUGAUUGCUAGCAAUAAAAAUUUAUCUUUUCUGCAAAAUCUCAAUUUCUCAAAAAUAGUUACUUGCCGUUUGAAUCCUCUAAGAGUAUGUCAACCAGCAGUGGUGCAGAAUUUCGCAGCUUUCACCAGGAAUUAUCAAUUAGCAUACUGUCAUGCAAUAAUUGAACACAAUUCAAGAACCACGAUUUCAACUAUAUACCAAAAUCAGGGUGGCCUUGGAAUGGCUCAAACAAAUGAUGUAUUGGAUGCGAAUUACCCAUUUGAUCCAUUUGUAUUGAAGAGGUGUAGUGGAGAUAUUAAACCAUUUUAUAGAGUUUACGAAGAAUUCGACCUGAAACGAAAAGCUGAAGCCGAGGAAACUAACGAGAUUGAAAUGGAUGACUUCAUCGAUCAGACUUACGUUUCUAAUAAGCGUAAAAAAUUUUCAUAUGGAUCCUCACCUGGUUUCAAAUUCAAUCUGUGAAUUCAAUUUCCACAAUUUCUCGUAUUAUGAAUUAUUUAUGGAUCAAUUGAUCGACGUGAUUUAUAGUUUCCAACAAAAUUAACUGAAAUUUAUGAUUAUUACUCUUUCACUGUGAAAAUAAUUCUUCAUGAAAAAUUUGUCGGAAAUAUUUGAAAAAUCGUUGUAGGAUAUCCUUAAAUUGUGAAUUCAGCUGAACUGUUAUUUUGUGAUAUUUGAAAGAUGUUAUAGUCGGAAGGAAUUCUUUGUAAUUGUAUAAAGUGAUUUAUGAAAUGUUACAUAUUUUUGUAUAUUUAAAUUUCGAAAUAUUUCCAAGAGCAUAAAAUUAUCAUGUGUUUAAAUAAAAUCUUCAUGUCA
Messenger RNA from Coccinella septempunctata (seven-spotted ladybird), 2365 nucleotides. RefSeq names its product RNA polymerase I-specific transcription initiation factor RRN3 (gene Tif-IA). Gene Ontology annotation, biological process: transcription initiation at RNA polymerase I promoter. The record is from RefSeq and is a predicted model, not a curated record. NCBI's taxonomy places the organism in Eukaryota, Metazoa, Arthropoda, Insecta, Coleoptera, Coccinellidae. Gene Ontology annotation, molecular function: RNA polymerase I core binding; RNA polymerase I general transcription initiation factor activity. The transcript is spliced from 8 exons. Gene Ontology annotation, cellular component: nucleus. Bases 224 to 2011 code for a protein of 595 amino acids.